UUACCCUCCAUGUUCCUCGCCGAAUGGUGGUUGAGGCUCACGUAUCCCCCGGUCGCUGGCGCGCCACGCUUACCCGAAGACCUCGAGCGCGAGAUAUUCAUCCGCGCCGCACUAGCGGACACGCGUGGGACACACAUCCCUCGUUUGCUCCGUGUCGCGAAACGGGUGCAUUCAUGGCUUGAGCCAUAUCUAUAUCGCGUCCUCUUGCUUCUGGACUACACCGACAACGCCAAGUUCAUUGCGGAUCGGCUGACCAGCAAGCCACCGCAUAUAUGGCGUGACGGGCCGCGACACCUCUUUCUGGCGUUGGGAGAUGACUCGCCCAAUGUUACUGUGAUGCGCGAGCUACUAUCCGCAUGUCCCCGGCUUGAAGAUAUCAAUUUCUACCCUCCCGACGACCAGCCUGGCGUAUUCCUCCCCGCCUUGCGCGGCAUGGAGGAGCUCAGACAGCUGUCGACCGAGCUGGCCGCGCUUUUCGACAGGACUCGCGGUAUAUCGAGCAUCGACCUGACUGGCCCCGGAUUCGCCGCGCUCACGCAUCUGAUGCUCUUCGACGAUCUUCCGUUUGUCACCGAGUUCGAAGCCACGCACCUCUCCACACAACUCGCGCUCCUCCCUGCGCUGACACACCUUGCGCUCGUGGGCACUAUCCAGAAACACUUGGUGAUUGCCAUCCUGACCACUUGCGAUGCCACGCUGCGAGUCCUUGUCAAUCGACGUCCAGACCUGCGUCGACACACGGUACAGACGAUGUAUGAGCGAGAGCUUAGUGGGGUGACCGAUGUACGCCUCGUGAUUAUGCCAUUCGGGGUGUGGGUAGGCGAGUGGGAGGACGCAGCGCGGGGCGUGAAGGACGACUUCUGGGUGGAGGCAGAACAAUUCGUCGCGCAAAAGCGACAGAAACAGAUAGAUGCGGAUACAUUCUGGACGGAUGAAAACAUGACUGUGUAG
Molecule: messenger RNA, 951 nt
Organism: Mycena indigotica
Lineage: Eukaryota; Fungi; Basidiomycota; Agaricomycetes; Agaricales; Mycenaceae
Exons: 3
Coding region: 10-951 (313 amino acids)
Source: RefSeq, a predicted model, not a curated record